Molecule: messenger RNA, 441 nt
Organism: Lecanosticta acicola
Lineage: Eukaryota; Fungi; Ascomycota; Dothideomycetes; Mycosphaerellales; Mycosphaerellaceae
Source: the annotation of a GenBank genome assembly
AUGAGCGACGAAAACACCCAAUUCUCGCGUGAUGUCGCGCAGGACGCCGGCGAGGCUGCUGGUGGAGUUGGUGAGUCUUGCUCUUCUCAUCCAACGUCUCCACGCUUCCUCCCCUGAGCAGCAAUGACUGACGCUACCACACCAACAGAAGGAACAUACGACUCCGCCCAAGAACAAGUCAGCCAAUUUGCCUCCGGAGUCGAGGACGCGCCAGAGCGUGUAGCUCGUGAGGCCGAGCAAGGCUUCGACGGCAUUGCGCAGGACGUCAGCGACAUUCCGGAAGACGCGGAGAAAGGCGUCCAGGGUGCUGCGAGCUGGGUCGGUGAACAAGUAGGAGGGGCUCAGGAGGAUGUCCAAGACGCCGGGAGGGAUGUGAGUGACUUUGGGAAUGAUAUGAACCAAUCCUACGAUCAGGGUGAGGCAGAGGGCAGGCGUGAUUAG